UCACUCUUCAUAUUAUAUCUAUCCACAACAAUUAAUAUAUCCAAAGUUUUUAUAAGCAAUAUAAUAUGGCUCGUUCUUCAAUUUCAGUGUUUACUUUGUUUCUCAUUGCUUUCAUUGUUACAACUACUGUUGAGGUGAAGGCAUCGCGAGAUUUACCGGUGGAAAUGGCAGCCAUGGAGCAAAGGUUGGGUCUUGUUGGUGAUUUGAUGACUUGCCUGAGAACAUGCAACGUUCAAAGUGAUUGUAAUGAUGGAUGGGUGUGUUCAGAUUGUGCACCAAAUGCUUUUCCGGGUGGAUACCAUUGUGAUGUGUUCACAGCUAAUGGUCAAGGUUAUUAUGCAACUAUCUUACAAGCCCGUUACAACAAGCAAACUGUCUAAGAAAAAAGAGAUUGCAAAUUCCUAUAAGUCAUGUUUGUGUGUUGCUUCAAGAGUUUGUGUGUGUCUUGUAAUAAGUUAGUGAUCCAAUUUCUUUCUAAGAAAAAGAGAUUUGGUUACAUCUCUAAAUGGAGCUUGUUAUCAUGAUGUUCUACCACCACUAUAUAUUAUAUUAAGUGUGAUUAUUCUAACUACUACUA
This is a messenger RNA of Solanum dulcamara, 577 nucleotides long. RefSeq lists its product as uncharacterized. NCBI's taxonomy places the organism in Eukaryota, Viridiplantae, Streptophyta, Magnoliopsida, Solanales, Solanaceae. The record is from RefSeq and is a predicted model, not a curated record. Bases 66 to 380 code for a protein of 104 amino acids. The transcript is spliced from 2 exons.